UUUGAUUUGCGAUAAGCUUCUAGUUUUUCUUUGUUCGUUUCUUCUCCUCUUUGCAUUUCUCUGUUAAAACAGAUGACUUGCUUUUCUUGCGUGAAACCUAGGCGACGGAAGGAUAUCAGAAAAAUUGAAGACAGUAACGGCCUUCGAUCCACCUCUCGACAGUCUCUUGAACAUAGGAGGGGAAGAAGCUUCCCAAGUGGUAAAGGCAACAAUUCUAUCAGCUACAAUUCUACUGCUGCCCGUAGUUUUACAUUUCAUGACCUUGCAACUGCAACACGAAACUUCAAGCCUACUAAUUUGAUAGGGGAAGGGGGUUUUGGAAGGGUUUAUAAAGGGCGCUUGGACACAGGCCAGAUUGUUGCAGUCAAACAACUUGAUCAAAAUGGGCUUCAGGGGAAUCAGGAAUUUGUUGUGGAGGUUCUCAUGUUGAGCCUUCUACAUCAUACCAAUCUUGUCAAUUUGAUUGGUUACUGUACUGAUGGCGACCAAAGACUCUUGGUUUAUGAGUACAUGCCAAUGGGAAGUUUAGAGGAUCAUCUGUACGAUCUGGAGCCUGGCAUAGAGCCGUUGGAAUGGAAUACACGGAUGAAGAUUGCUGUUGGUGCUGCUCGGGGCCUUGAGUAUCUGCAUUGCAAGGCAAAUCCACCUGUUAUCUACCGUGAUUUGAAAUCUGCAAAUAUAUUAUUGGACAAUGACUUUAACUCCAAACUCUCUGAUUUUGGACUUGCUAAACUGGGUCCUGUUGGUGACAACACUCAUGUUUCAACAAGGGUGAUGGGGACAUAUGGCUACUGUGCCCCAGAAUAUGCAAUGAGUGGUAAGCUGACGCUCAAGUCUGAUGUAUAUGGCUUUGGUGUGGUUAUGCUGGAAUUGAUCACAGGAAGAAAGGCAGUUGACCUUUCUAAGCCACAUGGAGAGCAGAAUCUGGUUGCUUGGGCUCGUCCCUACUUCAAAGACCGGAGAAAAUUCGUUCAGUUAGUUGAUCCCCUGCUGCAAGGCCGUUUCCCUGUCCGCUGUUUGCACCAUGCAAUUGCCAUAACUGUGAUGUGUCUUCAAGAGCAGCCGAAUUUUCGCCCUCUAAUGGGGGAUGUUGUUGUUGCUUUGGAAUACUUGGCCUCUCAACCUUACAAAUCAGAAACACACAGCAAUUGGAAAUGCAGUCCACCAAUGUCGUCACCUUCAGAACAAGAUAGGAGCAAGAUUUCUGAAGAGCUAGAUUCUAGUAUGUCUGUUUAAAGGUUGUAGAGCAGAAGAAGAAUGAGACUUCUGAUCAAGUGGAGGCACCAAGUAACUUUUAUGGGCAUUUUAGCUCCAGUUGGUUACAGCAAAGGUUUCCCAACAAUUAGAAGAAACAAAGAAUGUAGCCCUGUUGCUGUUUGGAGAAUACUAUAAGGUAAGAAGGGUUCCUGUUGUUCUA
Molecule: messenger RNA, 1417 nt
Organism: Telopea speciosissima
Lineage: Eukaryota; Viridiplantae; Streptophyta; Magnoliopsida; Proteales; Proteaceae
Product: probable serine/threonine-protein kinase PBL21
Exons: 5
Coding region: 73-1236 (387 amino acids)
Biological process (GO): protein phosphorylation
Molecular function (GO): ATP binding; protein kinase activity
Source: RefSeq, a predicted model, not a curated record